This is a messenger RNA of Fukomys damarensis (Damara mole-rat), 1593 nucleotides long. It is a transcript of the gene Rundc3a, whose product is annotated as RUN domain containing 3A. NCBI's taxonomy places the organism in Eukaryota, Metazoa, Chordata, Mammalia, Rodentia, Bathyergidae. Gene Ontology annotation, cellular component: cytosol. The transcript has 7 exons. The record is from RefSeq and is a predicted model, not a curated record. The coding region runs from base 188 to 1345 and encodes 385 amino acids.
GCGUGGAUCCGGGUGGCGCUGAUGGAGAAGCGCAUGUCGGAGUACAUCACCACAGCCGUGCGGGACUCGCGGACCACCAGGUCAGCCCUCACCCACACCUCCCUGCUGCUGGCCAGGCCCACUGUGCCUGGCUCCACCUGGCACGACAGCCCUUGCCCUCCACAGGCCGCAGUCCUUGCCUGUUCCUAUGGCAGAGUCCCCACUGGCUGUGGGUACCCUGACCCCUGGGACUGCCUCACCCGCCCCCCGCCUCAGCUCCCUCGUGCUGCUGUCUUGCGCUGCCCACUCGGCUGCUGGACCUGCAAGCGGAGGGGUGCAGCUGGGGAGUUCAGAGAGCAGCACUGGGCCAAGGACAGGGGCCCACUGGCCUGAGCCCGGUGCUGGGGGAGGCGAGGCUGCCCAGAGACAGCCGUGUGGAGAGGCCAGGCUGCCGCCAGCACCUUCACCGCCCGUCCCCAGGCGUUUCUACGACUCAGGGGCCAUCAUGCUGCGGGAGGAGGCCACGGUCCUCAUAGGGAUGCUCAUCGGGCUGAGCGCCAUCGACUUCAGCUUCUGCCUGAAGGGUGAGGUCCUGGACGGGAAGACGCCUGUGGUCAUCGACUACACGCCCUACAUGAAGUUCACCCAGAGCUACGACUACCUGACUGAGGAGGAGGAGGAGCGGCACAGCGCCGAGAGCAGCACCAGUGAGGACAACUCCCCCGAGCACCCCUACCUGCCGCUGGGCACCGACGAGGACAGCUGGUACAGCAAGUGGCACAGGAUGGAGCAGAAGUUCCGCAUCGUCUACGCACAGAAGGGCUACCUGGAGGAGCUGGUGCGGCUUCGGGAGUCGCAGCUGAAGGAUCUGGAGGCCGAGAACCGACGGCUGCGGCAGCAGCUGGAGGAGGCAGCGGCACAGAACCAGAGGGAGAAGCGCGAGCUGGAGGGCGUCAUCCUGGAGCUGCAGGAGCAGCUGACAGGUCUGAUCCCGGGUGACCACGGCCUCCUGGCCCAGGCCUCCAAGGAGCUCACCACCCCCCUGGUCAACCAGUGGUCCUCGCUGGGGACUCUCAACGGCACCGAGGGCGCCAGCAACCCCAAGCUCUACCGGAGACACAGCUUCCUCAGCACCGAGCCGCUGUCGGCGGAGGCCAGCCUGAGCUCCGACUCCCAGCGCCUGGGGGAGGGCAAGCGUGACGACCAGCCCUGGGGCCCCAUCGGGAAGGACCCCACGCCCUCCAUGCUGGGUCUCUGCGGCUCCCUGGCCUCCAUCCCCAGCUGCAAGUCCCUGGCGAGCUUCAAGUCCAACGAGUGCCUGGUGAGCGACAGCCCUGAGGGCAGCCCGGCCCUGAGCCCCAGCUGAAUGUGGGCGGCGCCACCUGUGCAACUCCGCCCCCAUGCUGCCCACCUGCCCAGCCAAGGCGCCCUGGGUGAGACCUCGCUGCCUCAGCUUCCUGCCCCAAGAAGAGCAGUGGGCAGGGGCCACACCUCUUCUCCCAGUGGCCCCACGGCCUGGCCAGGCCCCUCUAGCUGCUCCCUGCCCCCACACCCGGAACCAGUCUUGCUCCACCCAUGCGUGCGGCAUUGGGGUCCAGCAAAUAAAAGCCAGAG